AUGGAACCAAGACAAAAAGAUACACUUACAGUAGGACAACUUGCAGGUCAAUCAUCGAUUGAUCGUGUAGUCUUACCAGAGUACCCAGUCAUUAGCAAAGAACCAACAUUCUCUCAAGUCAACAAGAACUUUAGAGCUUCAGAUUACUUGUAUAUGUUGGCUGUACCAUCAGUUCUCGUAUCUUUUUACUAUUACAAGACUUAUCGUCAUGCAUCAUCAACCGUUGUUGCUGCAGGUUUAGCCUUCCCAGCAAUGUAUGGUGUUUCAUUCCAAAAGGUUAAUCUUAGAUUAAGAGGUUUCUUGGAGAAUCAACCAGAAUGCGAGAAAUAUCAAAUGAACUUUAAUAAGGUUGCCUUGUAA
Molecule: messenger RNA, 360 nt
Organism: Cavenderia fasciculata
Lineage: Eukaryota; Evosea; Eumycetozoa; Acytosteliales; Cavenderiaceae
Product: putative transmembrane protein
Exons: 2
Coding region: 1-360 (119 amino acids)
Source: RefSeq, a predicted model, not a curated record